AUAUGUGACUACCAUGACGAAAUCCCCCCGCCGGAAGAAAUGGGACGUUCCAUAUCCAAGAUGGCUGCCCACUAUGACAAAUUGACGAUGUGGCUGUGUUUUUCUGGAUUUCUGGACCUGUUUGGAGUGAGUAUGAUCAUCCCACUACUGUCCAGACAUGCCAAACACAUGGGAGCUUCUCCAACUCUCAUGGGAGCAUUAGCUUCAACAUAUGGAGGACUACAGCUCUUCUCCAGUCCACUCAUAGGUAGCUGGGGUGAUGUAUGGGGAAAGCGACCCAUGAUGUUACUGUGCCUUCUACUGACAACCAUCAGCUACACCCUGCUGGGACUAGCACCCACCCUUACACUCGCCAUCCUCACCAGGAUCCUGGCAGGAAUUUUCAAACACAGUCAGACGUUAUCCAAGGCGUACUUGGCAGACAUCGUCCCCAAAGCGAAACAUUCGGAAGUGUUUGGACGAUUCACCGCCUUCUCCAGUAUGGGUUUCAUCGUGGGUCCCGUGGUGGGUGGACAUCUGAUGGUGACGGACGGAGGGUUUCUACUGGUCUGUCUGGCUGGGUCAGCCGUGUUCUUCAUCAAUCUAUGCAUCGUGUGGUAUGCUGUUCCUCACAUCGACAUUGAAAAGAAAAACGAGGUUAACAAGAAGAAGACCGCUGCAAGCUUCGACUUCCUAAACUUCUUCUCUUCUCUGAAGAAAGCCCUAUUCUCGGAUAUGUGGGACCUAUUUCUGGUCAAAUUCCUCCUGACGUUUUCCGUGCUGGUUUAUCGUACGAACUUUGGGCUCGUCCUCGAACAACGUUUCAACAUCACGCCAAAAGAGAUCGGGUAUCUUAUCUCGUACAGUGGCAUCGUUGGUACCGUAAGUGGCUUCGGUGUCGGAAGAGUUGCAAAUUUUUACCGCGACGACUCAAAAGUGAUGAUCCAUUUCACCGUUCUGUUGGCGGCGGCCAUCUUGGGGAUGACGUUCACGCCGUACCUCUGGCUUUUCCUGGUCUGCCAGACCGUGAUGUCGUUCUGUAACGCGAACCUCAGGGUCGCUUCGACGAACAUCACAAUAGAGCGAGGCCGGAAUAAAGAUACGGGGGUGCUGAUGGGACUGAACCAAUCUGUGAUCUCCAUGGGGAGGAUUGGGGCACCGUUGUUGGGCGGACUAGCCCAAGAGGUGCACCUGAUGGGCGCGGGGGUGGUAGGGGCGGUGUUCGCUAUACUAGCGUGCACGAUCAUGGUGGCCAUUCCACCAGAGCGCUCCGACAGCCAAACCAUUGGAAAAGAGAAAAAAGAACUGUAGUUGAAAAUGAUGUAUGAAAUAGCCAGGUCAUAAUUUUUGUGAGGAACUCAAUGAUUUUUAAAAUUUUAGAUAUUUAUGAUUCAUAUCAGGGUGAACUGCAAUAUUUUGGAGAAAACAGCUGCUGGCUUUAUUGACAGCUUAUGUGCAUAUUAUUGUGUCCUUGUAUUGAUGUAAAAAUUUUGCGGUGAACUUACUUUUGCCGUUGGAAGAGAAAGGCGGUUGUCAAGUUGUUUUAUGUCUGUAUUUGAAACAAUUUUAUUAGACUAUGUACCACAUGUAAUACAAUAGUAACACAUAUUAAUGGGGUCAUAAUUAUAUGAUGGAGAAAUUAUCGCAAAUAAAACGACAGUAAUGUCUUCCAGAUUUAUAUCAUUUUUAUGAUAUGAAACCAUUUAUAGGUGGAGGACUCUUGCAAAAUAUUGUGAUUAAAAGUGUCAGAAUUAACUUAGAAUCUGUUAUCAAAAGCUACACUGUAGACUAUGAUAGAUUAAGGGAAUAAGGUGGAAAUACAGUAAAGAAUAAGAGGGAUGUAUAUUUUUUGGACUGUACUCUGUAUUUUCUGAUAGAAACUUUUUUCGCAAUGUAAAAUAAAAGAAAUGGAAAAUAAAUUCGCAAUGUCUAACAUGUUGCAUUGAUGCAAUAAUUGAGAAUGAUCCUUUUUAGGCUUGCAACCAAUCAAAUUUCAGGAAUUCCAAUGACAAGAGAAAUGGGAAAGCUGAUUGGUCUAUAUUUACACAUACAUAAUUAGAAAAGACUCUCUUUCUGAAUGUCCAGAAUGUUUUCUAAUGAAAUGACCUAUAUUUAUUGAGAGAGAAAGUUUUGGGUGAUAAUUUUUUAAUAGAUUAAUUACAAAAUAUAGACCAAACUGCAAUUUGCUGCUUUUUUAUGACAUUGCCAUUGCUGCUUUUUGAGGAAAUUUAAAUGAGAAUGAUAAAAAAAUACAAAACACACAAAUCAUAGAAAUCGUAAUGCAAUGUUGGUGUCCUUGAUCAUACAUGUGUAAUUGCUUUUUUGUGCUGUAAAUUAGAAUGUCAUCAACUGACUGUUAUGACAAAUGCAGUUGUAGCUAUGUAAUAUGUUUUAGAAUCCUUUUGUUAGGAGGAAAAGCUAUCAGGUAAAAGUGGAAAAGAAGACUAAAAUAAAAAGCGUUUUUGUCAAAUUGCUAUAUUGCCCUUUUGUUUUGAAAAUAUGUGCAGCAUUGAGCUAUGUGCAAUAUUUACAGGUGCUUCCGUAAAUGGACAAAUAAGGAGAAUUGUGUUACCAUGGUAAUGGGAUGCACCACCCGUAUGAGGGAAGGGGGUUGCAAAUAAAGUUUUACUGCAAUAACGUCAA
This is a messenger RNA of Branchiostoma floridae (Florida lancelet), 2622 nucleotides long. RefSeq names its product major facilitator superfamily domain-containing protein 9-like. Bases 40 to 1290 code for a protein of 416 amino acids. Gene Ontology annotation, molecular function: transmembrane transporter activity. Lineage: Eukaryota; Metazoa; Chordata; Leptocardii; Amphioxiformes; Branchiostomatidae. The transcript is spliced from 6 exons. The record is from RefSeq and is a predicted model, not a curated record. Gene Ontology annotation, biological process: transmembrane transport.